Molecule: messenger RNA, 597 nt
Organism: Ordospora pajunii
Lineage: Eukaryota; Fungi; Microsporidia; Ordosporidae
Product: putative 3'exoribonuclease
Exons: 1
Coding region: 1-597 (198 amino acids)
Biological process (GO): rRNA catabolic process; poly(A)-dependent snoRNA 3'-end processing; nuclear mRNA surveillance
Cellular component (GO): nucleolus; nuclear exosome (RNase complex); cytoplasmic exosome (RNase complex)
Source: RefSeq, a predicted model, not a curated record
AUGUUGGAUGCCCUUAAUAGUCGCUGGAAGAUGAAGGAAAUUGACUCUGCAGUGUCAGUGGUGCCCUUUUGCACCGGAUCGUCGAGGUUUUCUUGUGAUGGCACAACAGUAUUCUGUGUGGUGCAUGGCCCUCUGGAUAGUGUUCACAGGAACAGCGAUCCCUUGAAAGCAGCUCUGGAUGUUAGAUGGAAAGACUCGGUAGUUAUAAAUGGAAGAAUAUACGACAAAUACUUCUCAAGUGUUAUGACGAGUAUUUUGUCGAAGUAUGUUAUUCUUGAAUUGGAUGGCGGGAAAACAAUCCAAUUAGCAUUGAAUGCAGCAGGAAGUACAAGGAACACGUUGUUUUGUGCGGUGAAUGCUGCAUUGCUGGCGUUGGUGGACUCUGGCAUUCCAUUGAGGACGAUGUUUUAUGCAAGUAGCUCGUUUGGCUAUGAAGAGGAGGUUUUUGUAUUUGAUGCUGAUGGAAAGAUAUCAUUUGGACACUCAUUUGGACCGAUUGAGGAUUCGAGCAUCAAAAAUGCCAGCAGCUUGCUUGGAUAUGUCAAGGAUGCCCAGAGAUUUGCAUUGAAACCAAAGUUUUCGUUAGCUGAUGGCUGA